GGUGCCUCUGGGCGCUCGGUUCCCGACCCGGGGCUCUGGGCUCUUGCAGGGCCGGGGCCGCCAUGGACAUCGAGGACUGCAACGCGCGCUCCUACAUCACCGGAAUCUGCUCUUCCUGGAAGGUGAGCGGCUGCGUGCGCCCGGCCAGCGCCGCCCUGCGCCCCGCCGGGAUCCCGCGCUGCUUCCCGGGAAUCCCGAUCCAGGGAUCCACCGGCUUCCUCCCGCAAGGCCGCGGGGAUUCCCCCCUGGAGCAGGAAUUCCGCUCGGCCGUGGGGGGAGGGGCGGCCCGGAGCCCCCCCAGCCCCCGCUCGUCCCCACGCUCCCCUGCCAAUUCCAUCAAGGUGGAGAUGUCCUCUGACGAGGAGUCGCAGGGCCGGCCGCUGUCGCGGGAGGGCCGGGAGGCGCUUCCCGAGGAUUCGCUGCCCGAGCCCUUCCCGGAGCAAUUCCCGGAGCCCUUCCCGGAGCCGCACUCGCCCGGCGGGAUCCGCCUGCCCAACGGCAAACUGAAAUGCGACGUGUGCGGGAUGGUGUGCAUCGGGCCCAACGUGCUCAUGGUGCACAAGCGCAGCCACACCGGAGAACGACCCUUCCAGUGCCAGCAGUGCGGCGCCUCCUUCACGCAGAAGGGGAACCUGCUGCGCCACAUCAAGCUGCACUCGGGGGAGAAGCCCUUCAAGUGCCCCUUCUGCUCCUACGCCUGCCGGCGCCGCGACGCCCUCAGCGGCCACCUGCGCACCCAUUCCGUCUCGUCCCCCACGGUGGGCAAGCCCUACAAGUGCAGCUCGUGCGGCCGCAGCUACAAGCAGCAGAGCAGCCUGGAGGAGCACCGGGAGCGCUGCCACGGCUUCCUGCAGAGGGAGAGCCCCGCACAGACAGGAGAGGAAAUCCGGGAGCUGGACAUGGUGCCCGAGGCGUUGCUGCACCCUGAGCGCCCCACCUUUAUCGAGCGACUGGCAGGGAGCUUCACCAAGAGGAAACGCUCCACGCCGCAGAAAUUUGUGGGUGAGAAGCAGAUGCGCUUCGCCCUCUCGGAGCUGCCCUUCGAUGUCAGCCCGGGCUUCGACAAGGACGUGGAGGUGGUUCCGAGCCGCGGGCACGCCCUGGAGCCGCCCUACGCCGGCCCGCUGUCGCUGCUGGGCGCCGGGGACCCGCUGCGCCCGCUGCGCCUGGCCACCAACUGCAUCACCGAGGUCACUCCGGUCAUCAGCUCCGUGUACACCCAGAUCCAGGCGCUGCCCGCCCGCCUCGAGCUGCCGCGGGGCCGCGACUCCUCCGAGGACGGCGCCGAGGGCAUCCCGGUGAUCUUCCGCAGCCGCGGCGGCGGCGGGGACGCCGGGGCGUCGCCGUCCAACGGCUGCCAGGACUCCACGGACACCGAGAGCAUCCAGGAGGAGCGGGCGGGCGGCGGCAGCAGCCGGCACAGCCCCGCCUACGCCAAGGAGGAGCCCAAGGAGGAGCCGGACGGUGCGGCCCGCUGCUUCCCCAAGGAGUCCCUGCGGGUGCUCAACGAGGAGGGCGAGCAGCUGCGGGCUUUCUGCUGCGAGCACUGCCGAGUGCUCUUCCUGGACCACGUCAUGUUCACCAUCCACAUGGGCUGCCACGGCUUCAGGGACCCUUUCGAGUGCAACAUCUGCGGCUACCGCAGCCAGGACCGCUACGAGUUCUCCUCGCACAUCGUGCGUGGCGAGCACAAGAUAUGAGGUGGGAGAGACUCCCCCUUCCUGCCUCGGAUUCCCCCGUUUCAGACCGAUUUUCCCCUCCUCAGUCGUGCUCGGGAAACACAAAAUGUGAGGUGGGGGAAACGCCCCCUUCCUGCCUCCAGCUCCCCGAUUUUCCCCUCCUGAAUCGUGCUCGGGAAAUACAAAAUGUGAGGUGGGAGAACCCCCCCUUCCUCUCCCAAAUUCCCUGAUUUCACCCCCAUUUCAUCCCGGUUUUCCCCUCCUGCCUUGUGCUCAGCAAACACAAAAUGCGAGGUGGGAGAAUCCCCCCUUUCCUGCCUCCACUUCCCCAAUUUUCCCCUCCUGAGUCGUGCUUGGGAAACACAAGAUACGAGGUGGGAAAAUCCCCCCUUCUGCCUCCAAUUUCAGCCCAGUUUUCCCUUCCUAAAUUGUGCAUGGUGAGCACAAGAUCCGAGGUGGGAAAAACUCCCCCUCCUGCCUCCAGUUCUCUGAUUUUCCUCUCCUGAAUCGUGCUCGGGAAACACAAGAUAUGAGUGGGAAAAACUCCCCCCUCCUGCCUCCAAUCUCCUAAUUCCAGCCCAAUUUUCCUUUCCUAAAUUGUGCUCGGCAAACACAAAAUGUGAGGUGGGAAAAACUCACCUUCCUUCCUCCAAUUUCCUGAUUUCAGCCCAAUUUUCCCUUCCUAAAUUGUGCGUGGUGAGCACAAGAUACGAGAUGGAAAACCUCCCUUCCUGCCUGCGGUUUCCUGAUUUCAUCCCAAUUUUCCCCUCCUGCAUGGUGCUCGGCAAACACCAAAUGUGAGGCUGGAAAAUCCCUCCCUUCUUCCUCCAGUUUCCUGAUUUCACCCCGGCUUUCCCCUCCCAAACACAAAAUGUGAGGUUGGAAAACUCCCCCGCCUCAAAUUCCCCCUUCUCUCCUCCCAUUUCCCCUCCCACAUCCCGUGCAAAAAGCGAGGUUGGAAAAAAAAUCUUCCCUGCCUCAAAUUCCCAUUUUUUCCCCCAAUUUUCCUCUUUUUCCCCCCAAUUUUCCCCUCCCAUUUCCCCUUUUUCCCCCCAAUUUUCCCCUCCCACCUCGUGCACACCGAGCACAAAAUGUGAGGUUGGAAAAAUCCCUCUCCCACCUCAAAUUCCCGUUUUUCCCACCCGAUUUUCCCCCUCCCAUCCUUAGGGCAUGGAACUGUUGGGUUGUGUUGUUUUUAUUUUUUUUUUUUUCCUUUUAUACUCCUUUGCACUGACUUUGGCUAUAAAAAAAAAA
This is a messenger RNA of Motacilla alba alba, 2933 nucleotides long. RefSeq names its product IKAROS family zinc finger 4 (gene IKZF4). Gene Ontology annotation, molecular function: DNA-binding transcription factor activity; RNA polymerase II cis-regulatory region sequence-specific DNA binding. The transcript is spliced from 8 exons. The record is from RefSeq and is a predicted model, not a curated record. Bases 63 to 1700 code for a protein of 545 amino acids. Gene Ontology annotation, biological process: regulation of transcription by RNA polymerase II. Lineage: Eukaryota; Metazoa; Chordata; Aves; Passeriformes; Motacillidae.